Messenger RNA from Leptomonas pyrrhocoris, 909 nucleotides. RefSeq names its product putative Eukaryotic translation initiation factor 6 (eIF-6). The record is from RefSeq and is a predicted model, not a curated record. Gene Ontology annotation, molecular function: ribosomal large subunit binding. Gene Ontology annotation, biological process: cytosolic ribosome assembly; assembly of large subunit precursor of preribosome; maturation of 5.8S rRNA. The transcript has a single exon. The coding region runs from base 160 to 909 and encodes 249 amino acids. Gene Ontology annotation, cellular component: nucleolus; preribosome, large subunit precursor; cytosol. NCBI's taxonomy places the organism in Eukaryota, Euglenozoa, Kinetoplastea, Trypanosomatida, Trypanosomatidae.
AGCAAACGCACCCCUCACCGAAAACUUUUUUUCUACCUCGUGUCUUUUUUGGAGUUCGUUUGGUGUCUCUAUCUUUCCUUUUUCUGUCUUUCCCCGCAUUGUUCUCUUCCAGCCGUAUUCUACGUUUAAAAAAGAAAACGAAGAAUCUCCUGCAUCGCGAUGACGCUGCGCACCCGAUUUGAGAGCUCCGACGACAUCGGCGUGUUCUCGCGUCUGACGAACGCGUACUGCCUCGUGGCCGCUGGCGCGUCGCAGAACUUCUACUCCGUCUUUGAGCAGGAGCUGGCGAACCACAUCCCGGUUGUAUACACCUCCAUCGGCGACUCCCGCGUCAUCGGCCGUCUCGUGAUCGGCAACCGCCACGGCCUGCUCGUGCCGUCCAUCACGACUGAUCAGGAGUUGCAGCAUCUGCGCAACUCCCUACCCGACUCGGUCAAGGUCCAGCGCGUCGAGGAGCGUCUGUCCGCCUUAGGCAACUGUGUUGUGUGCAACGACCACGUAGCUCUCAUCCACACCGACCUGAGUCGAGAAACGGAGGAGAUGAUACGUGACACGCUGCAGGUGCAGACCUUCCGCACGUCGAUCGCCGAGAACGCGCUCGUCGGUAGUUACGCGGUAGCGACGAAUAAGGGUUGUAUGGUGCACCCCAAGACGCCGGCACAGGACAUGGACGAGAUCUCCUCGCUGCUGCAGGUGCCGGUGGUGGCCGGCACGAUCAACCGCGGUAACGCCGCCAUCGGCUCCGGCCUAGUCGUGAAUGACUGGGCGGCCUUCUGCGGGUUGAACACGACGGCGACGGAGAUUACCGUCGUGGAGCGCAUCUUCCAGCUGCGGCGCGAGGCCGCUGGUGGCGAGGAAGGCAACCUGCUCCAGAACGUGCGCGAAACCUUGGUGGAUGAACUGGCGUAG